Messenger RNA from Pestalotiopsis fici W106-1, 891 nucleotides. RefSeq lists its product as uncharacterized. Lineage: Eukaryota; Fungi; Ascomycota; Sordariomycetes; Amphisphaeriales; Sporocadaceae. The coding region runs from base 1 to 891 and encodes 296 amino acids. The record is from RefSeq and is a predicted model, not a curated record. The transcript is spliced from 3 exons. Gene Ontology annotation, molecular function: protein binding.
AUGAAGCAAGAUGUAGCGUACGAAGUACUGGAAGUGACGGGGAAGGACAUGGCCCUUGUUGCAACUCGAAAUAUCGAGGCGGGCGAAAGAAUUAUGGCUUCCACAGCUUCUAUUAUGGUCGAUCGCAACCUCAUCAAACAUGUUCCAGAGACUCUUAUCGAUUUGGAGGUUGGCGCAAUCGACUCCCUACCUGAAGAGCAUCGACGGGAGUACUUGAAUCUCUCCACCCAUUACCACACAACGGAACAUUCUGAGAGAAUAUCCCGGAUCAUUUUAUACAAUUCUUUCGACAUAUCGCUCGAUGAAGUUCUGGGCGGGGUACAAGACAAUUUGACUGAGUUCAGAUUCAAACCGAACGCCGGCUACCAUUUCGAUAUAGAUACAUUUACACACAACGUCUAUGCCGUACGUCCCAUUUUCGCUGGCGAAGAAAUUACCACGUCAUACAUAGAUCCGGUGCGAACCAGAGAGGAGCGGUCGCAACAAUUGGAGCAGUCCUGGCAUUUCAAAUGCAGCUGUCCAUCUUGCUCACAAAAAAGAGAAAUGAUUGCCGUGUCAGACGCACGGGUUCUUCAAAUCCAAUAUCUACAAGAACAGCUCAGGAACGGUAUACUGGCGCCUUCGACAGCUACAGGGAUGGCUGAGCUGCUUAUUUCACUCUAUGAACAAGAGGGAUUGUGGCUAGUUAUUGACGAGGCAUACACGCUUGCAGCUCUCCAGUACAAUGGUAUAGGAGAGCCUUGGCUUGCAAUGAAAUAUGCUAGGCUGGCUAUACAAAGUGGAAUCAGAUCUUCGGGAAUUAUGGACAAGUAUGUUAGAGACAACAUGGCGCUUGCCGAAAAUCCGUGGGAACACUGGAGUUGGAUGGCUAAAAGCCGUCCACAUUGGUAA